Molecule: messenger RNA, 1216 nt
Organism: Sinocyclocheilus rhinocerous
Lineage: Eukaryota; Metazoa; Chordata; Actinopteri; Cypriniformes; Cyprinidae
Product: protein FAM222A-like
Exons: 3
Coding region: 1-993 (330 amino acids)
Source: RefSeq, a predicted model, not a curated record
AUGAGAGCGUCCAGAGGUCAUGCUGAAAGAUCUCGUUCCUCUCGGCUCUUCCCACGUUUUAGCAGCCCGUGUGAACUGAAAGGUGAGGCGAUCUCCACGCGCUACCCAUCCGCAGCCGAACUGGACUCCUAUGCACAAAGAACGGCCGACAGCCCCCUUUCAAUCAAGAUCUUCCCCUCCAACAUCAGGGUCCCGCAGCACAAACAAAUCAGCAGGACUGUCAAUGGCUUGGACACCGCCGGCCAGGGCUUGGGCCCGUACUCGCACCCCUCCCAAGGCUUGCUGGCGAUCGUCAAGACUUCCUCCAAAGGUGUGUUGAAGAGCGCCGAUGGAAAACGAGCCAAGCUUUCCCCUAUCCAGAUGGCGGUGGCUCCGUACGCACCACCCAGCGGCAGCAGACACCGGCAGAGGCCGUAUAGCGUUGUGUCCCACGGCGUCGUCCAUCACAUGAGCCAUGCGUCCAACGUCCAAUCCAGUCCUUCAUUCUUGGACUCGAGUUUCGCCCAGAGCGCUCUGGCAUAUUCCGGAGCUGUGCUGCCUACUCAAAGCGCGGACUACUGGGCGCAGCGGCACUAUCCACACAUGUACGGAAGCGGGAGCGGAGCCGUCGUCAGCCGCUCGCCCGAGGUCUCCUACAGAUCACACCCUCCCAGUCUAACCAUUCUAGACAAGGUCCCGUCAUCCCCUGCCAUGCAUGGCGACUUCUCGGUCGGCCAGUUCUUCGCUCCCGCUUGGAAUAGCGUGCUUGCCACACCGGAUAGCGACUGUUACAGCCUUCAGGAUCUGCCUGCCGGCUCCACCAUGGCCCCGCGCCUCCAUCCGCACACCCAGCAGCCUCCGCCGUACCUGUGCUGCGGGCCGCAGGGGAAGAGCCUCAGCAGCAGCCUGCAGUCUCUGGAGUGCCUCAUCAGCGAGAUCCACCCGCCCUGCAUCAAGGAGCGCAUGCUGGGACGAGGGUACGACCCGCACGUUCAGCGGCCGGUGUUGAGAUAGGAUACUUAUACUGGCUGAGCUGAAAGCACCGGGGAGUAGGGUUGUGUGGGUCACAGGUUUAAAGGGUAAUGGUAAUUCACACUGACCGGAAGAGACACUGGAUCCUUUCCAAUCAUUAAUGGGUACUGUGUUCAUCAAGCUAGCGUCGAUGUGUGUUUACAGACGGUUUGAAGAGAUCUAGAGCUUUUCUAAGGCCUCUGGAAGAGUAUUUCCUAUCAUACAC